Caretta caretta (loggerhead turtle) is the source of this 7423-nucleotide messenger RNA. It is a transcript of the gene UBAC1, whose product is annotated as UBA domain containing 1. The record is from RefSeq and is a predicted model, not a curated record. NCBI's taxonomy places the organism in Eukaryota, Metazoa, Chordata, Testudines, Cheloniidae. Gene Ontology annotation, cellular component: ubiquitin ligase complex. Gene Ontology annotation, molecular function: protein binding.
GGAGCCCCCGGCCGCGACUGCGAGCGCACGCACGGCGGCGGUGACAGGAGCUGCCGCCGGAGCCUGGGGCGUGCGGGAGGCGCCGAGCGAGGGGCCGGGCCCGCGCCCCGGGCAGCCGGCCGCAGCGGGGGCAGCCGCCAUGGCCGCGGGCUGGUGAGGGCGGCCGGGCGCGAUGUUCGUGCAGGAGGAGAAGCUCUUCGCCGGGCGGGUGCUGAGGCUCCAUGUCUGCUCCGCGGAGGGCGCGGAGUGGCUGGAGGAGGUGCCCGAGGACACGACGGUGGAGAAGCUCAAGGAGCGGUGCUUGAAACACUGUGUACCUGGGAGCUUAGAGGAUCCAAAAAGCAUAACGCAUCAUAAAUUGAUCCACGCUACUUCAGAGAAGGUCCUGACAGAUACGAAAACAGUCUUGGAGGAAAACAUUCAAGAUAAAGAUGUCUUGUUGUUGGUAAAAAAGCGAGCUCCCCCUCCACCUCCCAAAAUGGCAGAAGUAUCAGCAGAGGAAAAAAGGAAGCAGGAACAGAAAGCUCCCGAUAAGGAUGCUAUUAUCAAAGCAACAGCAAAUCUGCCCUCUCGCAAUGUAGAUCGCACUGUGGCCCACCACAACAUGAGGGAUUUCCAGACAGAGCUCCGGAAGAUCUUAGUUUCACUUAUAGAAGUUGCGCAGAAAUUGCUGGCACUGAACCCGGAUGCAGUUGAACUAUUUAAGAAGGCAAAUGCCAUGUUGGAUGAGGAUGAGGAAGACAGAGUGGAUGAAAUAGCCCUGCGCCAGCUUACAGAAAUGGGGUUUCCAGAGAGCCGAGCUGUCAAAGCCCUUCGUUUAAACCAUAUGUCAGUGACGCAAGCAAUGGAGUGGUUGAUAGAACACGCAGAUGACCCCACGGUUGACGCACCGCUUCCAGGUCAAACCUCAUUAGAAGCUGUCUCUGAAGUGGGUGCUUCCUCUGCUGGAGCAAUUGCUGGUCCUAGUUUGGAAGCUGGUGGGGAAGAGCCCAAGGAUGAGCUGACGGAAAUAUUCAAGAAGAUCCGCAGGAAAAGAGAAUUUCGUCCGGACCCACGAGCUGUCAUUGCCUUGAUGGAGAUGGGCUUUGAUGAAAAAGAAGUGAUAGAUGCACUAAGAGUAAACAACAACCAGCAAAACGCAGCUUGUGAAUGGCUGCUGGGAGACAGACAGCCAUCUCCAGAGGAUUUGGAUAAGGGAAUUGACACCACUAGCCCUCUCUUCCAAGCCAUCCUGGAAAACCCAGUGGUACAGUUAGGGCUAACGAACCCUAAAACGCUGUUAGCCUUUGAAGAUAUGCUUGAAAACCCCUUAAACAGCACUCAGUGGAUGAACGAUCCAGAGACGGGACCUGUCAUGCUACAGAUCUCUCGAAUCUUUCAGACGCUGAACCGCACGUAGAGGGGAAUGCCGAUCCACUGUGCCACUUCUUGCUGUCUCUAGCUUCAUGUUUCCUGAACAAGAAGGAACAUAGAUUUUUGGGGGCGGGGGGGGGAAUGAAGGGGGGUCUGAGGGAAGAAGGUAGCAGAGGAAGCAAAAUAGCUUUUUGUUGUUUGGGUAGGCACCUCUCAAAUAAGAGUGUGUGUAGUUAUGGCCAUCCUGAAGUUAAUAGCCUUGUGGAUUUAGUGGAAGAGGUUUGAAGACUUGUUCUGGGGGUUUUUUUGCUUUCAGAUGGUAGGUUGAAAAUGAAAUAUAUAUCCAAAUACAGGAAAAAGCUUUGUAACACAACUAAGCAUCUGAUUGACCGAGAAAGUAAUAUGAUGACAUUGCCUCAUGUUUCUAUCUUCUUGCUCAAAAGGCCUAUGACAGCAGUUUUACUAGCCAGUGGUUAUAGCAGCAUCUGGCUAGUGUUUACAAAAGGUCACUGACCACUAUCAUAGGAUAAUAAUCAUACUAUUCAUCUCUAUACAGUGUUAAUUUAUGUCUAUAUCAAAAUACAAAAUACUUUUUAAAUUGACACUUAGGAACUUGUUUUUUAAAAUAAGUCCAAAUGUUGAGAGAACAUGUUUUUAUCCAGACUUGUCUGUCUUACAUUUUAAUUUAAACAGAAUAAUUCAUAGAUGGAAUUUCUUUAAUUAAUAAAUAGCGUUACUUUUUCCUAUUUAUUUUCUGCGUUAGUGUUGUUCCAAUCCUGUGGGCUCAUGUGUUUGCAGGAGAUUUCACUCAACUAGAUUAAAGAUGCAGUAUCUCCUUUCAGAAAAAUGUAAUUUGUCAUUCCAGCAGUUUGGUUCUCAAGUGCUACAGUUCAUAGGUUUGUCCUGUUUUAACAUAUCUUAGUGUGAAAGGUGACAUGUUUCCAUGUACUUUUGCAUUUCUGAAUGUAUAUUUUAGGAAAGGAGUUCUGUUUUGCAGGCAUCUUCCUUUUCUCUGCUUGCAAUGCCAAAAGCUACUAACUUGCUUGGUUUUUAAUUGAAAGGUCACCUGCACAAUGAAACAAGAAUCCAUACAAAAAUAUUUAGGUUUGUGUCCUGUUUUUGCUUGCUUGUUGUAUAAAACACACUUGAAAUGAUUGCCCUCUUCCAAAUAAGGAAUUUUCCCCUGCUUGUACUUUACCUUAGAAAUAUCAGGAAUUUCAAGUCUUGUCUUCCCUUGUCUUUAUUGGAAGACUUGCUGGAGGUCUCAGAUGUGUAUUGUGAGUUUUGUCAGGCUGCUAACUAAAGGAGUACACAUGCUGAAUCUCGCACAUAGAUCUCUUCUUCCAACUAUUUAUGCUGCAGUUGAGUUACACGGGUGGUGAUAAAAUUUUUAAAUAGCUGGACUAAAAAUCAUUUCCCUUUUCCAUCAAGUUUCACUUGCUUGGUGUCUGCAGUGUAAUAAACCAAUCCUCCGCUAGUCUAUACAGUCUGCCAUGAAAAACAGGGUAAACAAGACCUGGAUUUCUAAUGUAAAAAAUAUGCUGAGAAAAUUAAACCUUUUAAGUUUUCAUUAGCCACCAUAAAGGUGUGUAUAUGUUUUGUGAGAGGAUAUUCUGCAUAACUUUGUAGGUCACCUUUUAAAGUGAUCUUACUGAGGGCAUCUAGAUUCAGACCUAAACCACAGAACAAGUUUUGGCCUGAUCUUGGCAUCUGAACUGUAGUAAUAUGCAGCUGAGACACAGAAGUUGCCAAUUUCACAUAAUGUGGAUGGGUGGGGAAGUCAGUCACUCAGAUCUUAUCUUUACGUACUAUACCAGUUUUAUUUUUGGCUUUUGUAAUAUCAUUAACAGUCUAUUGCACUUAAACAGAUUUCUGUAAGGCACUUAGAUUUCCAAAUCCAAAAGUAACCAUUUUCAGCACCCCUGUUUUUCUUUCAACCCGUUCUUGGCAUCCUCAAAACUUAAUUGCAGUUUUGGUUUUAAAAUCUGAGUCUGAUUCUUCAACACAGUAAUUACUCAAAUUAGUCAAAUUUCAUUUCAUUGCAACUACUCACGUGAGUAAGGGUUAUAGAUAUAAUAUUGAGAAUAAUAUUUAAGCAAGUUUCCUGAUACUGAAGGAUUUCAGUUGUUCGUUCGAUCAGGCUUUUUGUUUUGCAAUGGUUUCCUUGAACUACUACCUGAAGAUGUUAUUACUUGAAGUUCUAAGCAUUUGAGGCACUGAUAUGUAUGAUAUUCCCUCUUCCAUCCAAGUUCUUGUAAAUAAUCAGUGCUUGUUUCUACAGGACAAUAUUAGGUAGAACCACCAUCAUGUGAUUAUACUGAUUUCCUUACUAAACAAGAAUUGUUCCAGACUGCGGUUCUGAAUGUAUUGGACACAAGUUGAGACAGCAGCAUGUCCUGUAAUAACUUAUGGUCUGAUCAUGUUCCCAUUAAGUCGUGCCCAAGCUCCCAUUAACUUUCAUGCAGUAAGAUCAGACACUUUUUUAAAAUAAUUCAUAAACUGAUUCCACAAAGAACUAACAUUGUUUUUAUCUACAUAUCCUUCAUACUUAAGCCUUCUCUUUCAAGGAGCAGAAUGGUUCACUUUUAGACUGUAAGUUCUGCUGCUUGUAUACCUCUGCAUUAUCCCCAUGGCAAUGGACUUGAGUUAGAUUGUAUGGUUUCAUCACUGUCUGUUUCUGAACAGGGUGUAUUUGUUUCUAUGUCAGGCUUAUCUAGGUGACACAAGUACAUCAAAACUGCACUUGUUGUCUUGUCGCAACAGGUUCAACGCAUCUUUUAAAAUAGCUUUCAAUAGAAUUGCAGUAGAGAAACUGAAAUAAAUGAAGGCAAGAAUGCCUUGUGUAUCUGCUUUCCUAAUAAAAUUAAUAUGGCAACUAUGAUAUAAGAAACCUUGUGAUUAAAGGAAUACUGCAUCUUUAAAAAACUAAAAAGUUUGAGGAUAUGCAGUUUUAGACUCUAUUAUUUCAGAGCUUUACUCCUGUACAGUGUAAGUGUAGAAGGAGAGAGGCUGGUUAUCAUUAUAAAGUGUCCUCCAGCCUUGGUUUUUUCAUAUGGCUUUUUAUUUUUAAAUGCUGCUUGACUUUUGAAAACACAAGUUUCCAGUGGCCAAUAUCUGGGAUUAGUGGAAGGUUAUAUGGAUUUAAUGUUUUUCAGCAAGACUUGGGCAUGAAUAAAGAUGUACUUAACUAUGUCAAUUCAAAUGUAACUUAGAAUGCCACUUAAGGAAUCAGUUGAUUCAGCUCAUUAGUAUGAAUGUCUGACACUAAUACAUGCUGUGUGCUGCCAGCGCCUCGGGAGCUAGAAGUCCAGUGGCACGUCCUGUGAGCUGGAUGGGUUGCUACUCCAAGGUUACUAUUGCUUUUUAAGUCCAUUGUGGUUGCAGUUGUGGCAAUUCUCCUGUGCUUUCUAGAAUUCUGAAAGCAUAAAGAUCCCUACAUGGGCAAUGAGGCUGGGAUUCAGCAUUUGAAGGGGCUGGUUCCAGGCAGUGUCAUGAUGAAAGGAUUGUGGGUUCAAACCUGCAAAACCACAAGAAUCUUGGGAGUAGACGUUUUUUAAAAAUCAAUGGGAUUACGUGUGUGAGUAAGUAGUAGUUGCGUGAGUAAGGAUUUGCAGGUUUGAGCCAUGUGCUUGCAUGUCUGAAGUCUCGAUUAAAGUUAGCAAAGAGAUUAGCAGUGGUGCUGGCUUCAUUGUAAAGUGUCUUAUUGCAUCAUCGGAACUAGGUCAAGGGAAAAAGUGGAAGAUAGAUAAAACCAAGGAAAAAUGAGGAAAUGGGCCAGGUAGGUGGAUUAUCUGCUGCAAUAUUGACUGCUUAUAAUUGUUCUUAUGCUUGGUCUAUACUUGCCCCAUCAGUUGACAUAGACAAUCUCUUACCUUUUGAUAUGUGUGACUCUUAAAAGCUAGCUAGCUAUUUAUUUAAAUAUAUAUAUGUGUAACUUAUAAUUUUGUCAUCACAAAGCUUUGAUAUUUUUAAUAGAAAUGUUCUAUAUAGAAGUUUGUUCUCAGGGCUUCAUAUUUAUACUAUAGGGCAAUGCAUUUAAAGGGAUGUAUUUGGGGUGUGGGGGGGAAGCUAGUUGCCACUUUGCAACUUAAAUGUUGGUUAGUCUAGACCUGUGAGACCGAGCUAGCAUGAGACUCCUCUGAGCCACUGUAAUAGACAAGUCCAAAGAAUCCACCGUUGUUUCCUCUUCCAUCUCUUGAGGAUGGUGGAAAUGGUCACACAAGAAUACACAGCAGCUUUGCACAUCGUUGUCCUUUACACAGUUCCAAGGACACUUCUGCUUUGUGUGUAUUGAUGGAAGUGGAAAGCUAAUUCACGCAGUUUCUAGUGCAGUGGUCAAUACACCUGCACUCUGCUAGGAGUCCAAGAACGCAUGGCUGCAAGAGCUCUUAGGUUUCCAGACCAUCUCCCCACAUUUGGCUACUUGCAGUCUGUCACAGUUGUUCCCCAGAACCUUUUACCCCAUUUUGCCUGGAGCCAAACUUGACUUCUAGAGGUGGCUCUUGGUAUCUGAGAAAUGGUUGUGUUUAUUCAAAUGCUUUUUAGUUGGAGCAAGUUGCAGUCUUCUGGCAUCAUGAUCCAUGGGCUGAGAAUCUUUGAAUUACUGCAUUGGAAGCAACUGUGCAAAUGGACACAACACCAAAUGAUGAUUGUAUUCUAUCACUGUGUCAGUAUAUCUUGUCUAUUGAGCAGGCACACAAGUUGUUCCCAGUAGUCUGAGGUUCAAAAGCACUAUUUACAAGAUAGAGUGUUAUCCAAAGGAAAUACCUCAUUUUUCUGCUAAUUAGAGUGGCAUUUUUUAUCAGUUAUUAAUCUUUACUCCUAGGACUUUAUAAAGAGCUGAUGGAAUAACUGCAUCCACAGCUGGCCAUUUACAUCCACAGAUAUGUUGGAUAAGAUAAUUUAAAAGGGAUAUAAAUCCUCAUGCUUCAGGGUGUAACCCAACCACUAAAUGCAUCUUCACUUAUGGGCAGAUUAUUCCUCUGAAGCAUUUGGUGCUGGCCAUUGUUAGACUAGUUAGCAGACUAGCUUAGCCACUAGUCUGAGUCAGGAUGGCAAAUCCUAUGAAAGAAAAGCAAGCAGUGCAUAUUACGUUUACAUGAACAUGGUUUAAAAAGUCCUGUUCACUUGCAUCCCAACCUUUCGUCAUUACAGACGGUAUGUAUUUAACAUGUGGUGAACCUUUUGCUCUAGGCUUAAAGAACUUACAUGCAGAUCCCUGUUUGAAGCAUACAAACUUUAAUAAAUGUGAAAGCAUUAAAUUCUUAUUGAAUUUGGUUAUAGUUUUUUUAUAUCAUGUUCUGGACCGGGGAAAAAUUGUGCUAACAUUUUAAACUAAAAACCUACCAAAUGAAAUGUGUGUUGUCUUGUUGCAGCAGGUAGGAAAGGCGUGUAGACCUUUUUUAAUUUGCAAGUUUAUUUUUAUUAUAGUUUAAUGAACUGUACAAGAAUGUGAUUUGCCAUACAGCACUGACCACAAAGUAGCACUAGUGAAGUUAUACUGUAAGGUACUAUGACUUUUCAUUUCAUCGGUGUAUAGAAUGGGUACAGUACAUAGUUUUUAUAUGGAAUUGACACUGAUAUGUGGCAUGCACAGUUGUUUUUAAGAUGUAAUGUUACUUUUAUGAAGUUUAACUUGGGUCAACAUCAACAAACCUAUAGAAUUCAGGGUUCAUUCUAAAACUUACUAGCAUGGGUCAGUGAUCUGCUACACAUCUGCAGAAAGAUUCAGCAACGACUAGUGCUAAUACUAAACAUUUGUCACCCAUUUUUGCUUUAAUAUGAUUGUCUGGCCAAAAUAAAAUCAAUUCUGCAUUGUUACUAAUCUGAUCCCUUUUAAACAGUCAGGCUGUUAUCUGCAGAAAUGUAUUCUGAGAGACUAUCACGAGUGUUUGGUUCAUGUGGCUUUGCUGGUAACUAUUACCUACGUUAGUAUGGCUAAGUUGGACCCAUGAGCGUGAUUAGAAUGAACGCUGAGUCUUUUAAACCUACACACGCGCACUCUGAGAAUGAUCUGGUAAUGUGUGUUGUACAUUUAUAACAUCAAAUAAUAAAGUUUUUUGAUUUAUUA